Molecule: messenger RNA, 588 nt
Organism: Paramecium tetraurelia
Lineage: Eukaryota; Ciliophora; Oligohymenophorea; Peniculida; Parameciidae
Exons: 5
Molecular function (GO): calcium ion binding
Source: RefSeq, a predicted model, not a curated record
AUGAUAACUCCUCAAGAAUAACUUGAUAUAAUUAUUAAAAAGAUAACAAAAUCCUUAUUAGGAAAAUCUUAAACAACCAUUAGAACUUUAGGAAAAACAUUCAGAGGUUUUGAGUCAUUUGAUUAAAAUAAUAAAAUUGAUAAAGAUGAAUUCCUAAUUGGUUUAAAGCAAAAUGGAGUAGUCUUAACAAAAUUUUAAACUGACUUUUUGUUAAAUUAUCUUGAUAGGAACAGAGAUGGGUCAAUAGAUAUUGCUGAAUUUUUUUAUUUAAUAAGAGGAUCUCCAAAUGAAAACAGACUACAAGUAAUAGUCUAGGCAUUCAAAAAAUUCGAUAAAGAUAACUUGGGUUAUAUUGUGGCAGAUGAUUUCAAGGGAAUAUUCAAUGCAAAAAAUCAUCCUAAAGUUACAAGAGGAGAACUGACUGAAGAUUAAGCUUUUAUUGAGUUAUUAUAGUAUUUUAAGGAGGGAAAUAAGUCUGGUCAUAUAACUUUAAAUGAAUGGAAAGAAUAUUAUGCUGCAGUUAGUGCUGAUAUUGAAUUAGAUGAUAAUUUUAUAGCAUUAAUCAAAGAAACAUGGAGACUAAAAUGA